Messenger RNA from Canariomyces notabilis, 840 nucleotides. RefSeq lists its product as uncharacterized. Lineage: Eukaryota; Fungi; Ascomycota; Sordariomycetes; Sordariales; Chaetomiaceae. The coding region runs from base 241 to 699 and encodes 152 amino acids. The record is from RefSeq and is a predicted model, not a curated record. The transcript has a single exon.
GAGCCCCUUAAAAGGCAUCUUCCUGUGGAUGGAUCAAGAUCAUCAAAGAGUCUGCUAGAAACAAUGAUGAGAUAUUCAAGAGACACACCGACAUUGUGGUCAACCUUUAUACUUUAAUCUUAAUGUCUUUUAGGCAGAACCAAAAUGAGUAAUUGGUAUAAGAGCAACAGGGGUCGAACUCCCGAUGCUGGUAUCAUCGAUGGUACUUCAUAAUCUGAGCUGCACGAGCUACCAGACGAGAUGCUGAAACUCUAUACCUACACCACCGUUCUCGUGGAUCUGCGCUUCAAAAUCUACUGGGACUCCGGACGCUUCGGCCACGAGUUCCCGCCAGUAGCUUUCGCAGCUGAAGUUGUCACCGAGUCGAUCGAGCUGUUUCUCCAAUCCCUUGAUAUGAGCUGUCUCGACCGCAUCCGAGCCACGACGAGGUACACCAUGUACAGCUUUGCGGAGCCAAUCAACUACGAGGUCGAGCGCUCAUUCGUCUGGAAGGGCCUUGCAGGAGGCUCCAAGCUCUCCAUCAGGGGUCUGAGCCAAGUCGAGUUCGAGAACCAGCUCGCCCUGAUGAAGAAACGGCGAUGGCAAGACAGUAUCCGGGUGGAAAUGGCCGUCGAAAUCAAAGCCGGGACUGAGUUGCGCAACAGGGCAUGCGCAGAGGUUACGCAUCAGCUGGAUACCAAGUCUUGGGAGUCGGAAUGAAAAUUGGCCUGCCGUACAAAAGGGCGCUUCAAACGUCAAACUGCAUCUAGGUAGGCGAGCAUGCGCUUUGAUGACGUUGAACCGGCGGGUUUAAGGGACGGAUUGGCUGCUUGAUAACCGCCUCAAGGCACAUGGUGAACU